AUGUACCACUCUCGCCGGCCCCGACCCAACAUCACGUCCCCUCCACCGACCUCCUCCACCUCUUCCUUCCCUUCCCCCACCGCCUCUCCCGUCCCCGCAGGCGCCGACGACAUUCUCUCCCUCUCCCUCCCGCAAGUCCAAGAACGUCUCGCCCGAAACUCCCGCGUACUCAAUAUCGGUCUCUUUGCCUCUACGCCGGUAGCCCACGUUAGUCCUUCCGCCUCGCCCGUGCCCCCCUCGUCCGGCUCGGUCGGUAUACCCACUACGUCGUCGGCUACGAACGCGCAGAGACAGCGGGGCAUUCAGUCAGCAGGGACCUCACCGACGGACACGGUCCGUGAUCGUCUUCUGGUGGUCCGGCGGCAAUUGUUGGAGAGGGAGCGAGAGCUGUUGAUGGCGAAGGCGGCGGAAGGGAUGGGGGGUCUUCAGCUCAACAAUGGGGCGCAGCAGGAACAGGAACGGCAGGCUUCUCCCGUGAGGCAGGUGAUGCCGCCUGCUGGACUAAGGGGAGGGGAGGAGGACAGCGAAGAGGAUGCAGAGAGCAGCGCUAUGGCUGGCAGAAGACGGUCUUCUGCUUCUGCUGCUCGGGCGGCAGCGGCAGCGGCACAGACGAACGGCGGUAGUCUGGCGGGCAAGGCAAGUGGGAAGCGCGCGGCGAUGAUGAAUAUCCGGGAGAGGGAGAAGGGGUAUGCGCCUAAUGGCUUGAUCCUACCUGUAUCAGAGAGCAUAGCCCUCGCUUCCCGGGACUUUGAUCAUAAAACCGCCUCACGCUUAUCCGCACUCUCGCUCAACCCCGCUUCGGCCCAAGCCCAGGCUCACGGUCUCGACAUGGGCAACAUCCCGCGCGGCUCCUCGUCUCCCAAAUCCCGCAGACAUCGCGCGCUCGCGUAUCCCGAUACGUCCCCUCUCCAGUCCACCCGAAACACGGCGGAUCCGAACGACGAGAUUGCGCGCGCCGAGGCAAUGGCGAGGGUCAAUGCGUUCAUGUCGUACAAGUCUCGCGAAGAGUAUGAGGAUGGCGAUGGGGAUGAGGACGGAGAAGGGUUUGAUGGGGUAGAUGGGGAUGGCGUGGAUGGGAUGUUUGACUUUGAGGAGUUGGAUUACCCGGACUCGUCCGCGCUGGAUGGGAGGCAUGAGAAGGGGAAGAGGCGGGAAAGGGGGACGGGGGAAACGGUGGAUGUGUAUGGGGAGGAUGAUGAGCGGUUUGCGGAAGGGAAUGGGGAUUUUGAUAAUGAUGAUGCCGAGGAUGGGAUGGACUUGUAG
Dioszegia hungarica is the source of this 1263-nucleotide messenger RNA. RefSeq lists its product as uncharacterized. NCBI's taxonomy places the organism in Eukaryota, Fungi, Basidiomycota, Tremellomycetes, Tremellales, Bulleribasidiaceae. The record is from RefSeq and is a predicted model, not a curated record. Bases 1 to 1263 code for a protein of 420 amino acids. The transcript is spliced from 2 exons.